Molecule: messenger RNA, 1002 nt
Organism: Megalops cyprinoides (Indo-Pacific tarpon)
Lineage: Eukaryota; Metazoa; Chordata; Actinopteri; Elopiformes; Megalopidae
Product: interleukin-12 subunit beta-like
Exons: 7
Coding region: 79-1002 (307 amino acids)
Molecular function (GO): protein binding
Source: RefSeq, a predicted model, not a curated record
UAAAUGCACACAUCAUGUUAGGCACACGAUUGCAAAACUCAACAGCAGACAAGCACCUGGUCUUCUCUCUCACUCAAGAUGAACCUUGUUUUACUCAGCGUCCUCCUUAUCGCCCUGCAACAGGCACAGGGCAGCAGCAGCCAGCCCUGGCUUCUGAAACCAAACGUGCUGGUCGUGGAGAAGGAGAUGCAGAGCACCGUGGAGGUCCCGCUGAUCUGUGGGGAGUCCUUCGAGGGAGCAGAGAUCUCCUGGCGGAACGAGGGCGAGGAGCUGGGCCAGCGUGGGAACCGGAUCACCGUCACCGUGGAGGAGAUGAUGGCGGGGAACUACACCUGCCAUGACAGUGCCGGCGCCCUCCUCGGACACCAGCUGGUGCUGGUGCAGGUGCAGGGCGGCCAGAGGCAGAGGAAAAUCCUGAAGGGGUCUGACAACGCAGACUACAUAAAGUGCUCAUCUAAAAACUAUGGCGGAAUUUUCCGCUGCUCGUGGCAGUGGAGCAACGAGAGGAAGGGAUCUGUUGUGCUCAUCAGUGCAACUCGUUCCUCAGAUGGGAGAGACAUCACCUGCACUCUGGACAGUGAUGAGGCAGGAAUCACCUGCACAGACCAGUUCCAAUGCGCUUAUUCAGAGGAACAGGACCACAUUGAGCUCGAGGUGUACGUCAGAUCCCUGUACCGCUUGGAGAAGUACUUCAGCAGCUUUUCCAUCUCUGAAAUAGUGAAACCCGACAGUGUCCACAUUGCGAAGCUCCAGGGAAGCACGUUCGAGCUGCAGUACCCGGAGACGUGGAGCGUGCCGGCAUCCUUCUUCCCCCUCAGGUUUCACAUAAAAGUCGUGCCCCAUAAGAAAGACUGCGACUAUGAGGCCCAAAGUCGAACCCAGGUGAUCUUCACGCAGAACCAGACAUUCUCAGUCAACAACAGAAGAGAGUUUCUCCUUUGUGUCAGGGCACAGGAUCCCUUGUGCAACUCUGCCUGGAGCGAGUGGAGCAAAUACGAGUAA